CCCUCCAGCGCAAAUCUCUAAGCAUGCGCUGUGCGUCGCUGCUGUGACUGCAGUUUUUUUUUUUGUUUGUUUUUUUUCCCUCCGUCACUCUUGAUGUGGUGUUUUUUGUCGCUGUUGUCAUUUGAUAAUGUCGCGUGCUUGCGAGGACAGACCUCUCCUGAAGCGUAACGUGUGACAAGGGGAGACCUCGAAGAACGGGCAUGGCCAUAGAAGCGACUCGUCAUCACCGAGCUGGCGAGCUGCGGUUCGGGGCUCAAUUUUUAUUGAAGCUGAACGACCGAAUUUGUGCCUUCGGACGUUGCCGACUCGCCAAGCUAAGAUAACUGGCUCCAGCGGAGCCCCACCCGGGGGAGAAUAUCUGGCAUGAACCGCUGGAUGUAGAAGACAACUCCCUUACCUGGAUUGCCUUUAUCCGUGACAAACAUCGCCACCAUGGCUGACCAAAACCAUUACUGGACGGUGCUACCGAGCUACAAAACUAGUUUUGUUACCGGGGCCAUGAUGAAAAGAACCAAAGGUGCCCGUAACAACAAGAGAAGGAGUUUGGCGGUCGGGACCCCUUCGCCCACGCUCUCACGACCGCUUUCACCUCUCCCACUUGCCACAGCUGGCAGCAGUCCUUCAGAAAGCCCCAGAAAUGUCUCUGCCAGCGGCUCUUCUAACUUCCAGUUUGCCCGGAGCCAUCUGGUCCGUACUGAGAGCAGAGGAGAUGGCCGAAGAUGGUCUGUGGCAUCAGUUCCCUCCUCUGGAUACUGCACCAAUGCACCCAGUUCAUCAGUAUCUUCGUCCUCUUCCCAGGAGCUCUUGCAUCAGCUGCCGCUCCAGCCAACACAAGAUGAUCUCCACUUCCUGUUUAAACAUUUCCGGAGCACAGAAAGUGUGGCAGAUGAAGAAGGACUACACACUUCUCCCCCUGUCAGGCUCCGCUCGCGCAGUCUCAGCCCUGGACGGACCAGUGGAACAUUUGACAAUGAGAUUGUCAUGAUGAAUCAUGUUUAUAAAGAACGCUUUCCCAAGGCAACAGUGCAGAUGGAGGGUCGACUUCUAGACAUUAUUGAAGAGUGUUCACCUGGAACCGCUCUUCCCCUGGCCGAUGGUGUGCUCGGGUUCAUCCAGCACCAGCUGGUGGAACUGGUGCGAGACUGCCUGGACAAGUCUCAGAAAGGCUUGGUCACCUCUCGGUACUUUGUGGAGCUGCAGGAGAAGCUAGAGAAGCUUCUGCAUGAGGCUUAUGAGCGUUCAGAGAGUGAGGAAGUGACCACCAUUACUAAACUCGUGAAGAAGAUCCUCAUCAUCAUCUCCAGGCCUGCCAGGCUCCUGGAAUGUCUGGAGUUUGAUCCAGAGGAGUUCUACCAGCGUUUGGAGACUGCAGAAGGUCAAGCCAAGGUGAGCCAGGGGAUCAAGACGGAUAUUCCUCGAUACAUCGUCGGUCAACUCGGCCUCACCAGGGAUCCUCUUGAAGAGAUGGUCCAAUUGGAACAAACAAGCCCAGGGCACAGGUCUGCCAGCAGAGAGUCUGAUGAGUCCGGAGAGGCAACGCCAAGCCAGAGCCGUGCAGUUUGCACUCCCCCGCGUAGAAAACCACUGGAGAGUGACUUCGAAACGAUCAAGCUAAUCAGCAAUGGCGCCUAUGGAGCUGUAUUUCUAGUCCGUCACAGGGAAACCCGACAACGCUUUGCCAUGAAGAAGAUCAACCGGCAGAACCUGAUUUUGAGAAACCAGAUCCAGCAGGUGUUUGUGGAGCGGGACAUCCUGACUUUUGCUGAAAACCCAUUUGUGGUUUCCAUGUUUUGCUCUUUUGAAACACGGAGACACCUCUGCAUGGUCAUGGAAUAUGUAGAAGGUGGGGAUUGUGCCAAUCUAUUAAAGAACAUCGGCCCUCUGCCUGUGGACAUGGCACGCAUGUAUUUUGCAGAAACCGUCCUGGCUUUAGAGUACCUACAUAACUACGGCAUUGUACACAGAGACCUCAAACCUGACAAUUUGUUAAUCACCUCAAUGGGACACAUUAAGCUUACAGACUUUGGACUGUCAAAGAUCGGCCUCAUGAACAUGACAACCAAUUUGUAUGAAGGUCACAUUGAGAAGGACACAAGAGAGUUCAUCGACAAGCAGGUGUGUGGUACCCCCGAGUACAUUGCUCCAGAGGUGAUCCUGCGGCAAGGCUACGGGAAGCCUGUCGACUGGUGGGCUAUGGGCAUUAUCCUUUAUGAGUUCCUUGUGGGCUGUGUGCCUUUCUUUGGAGACACACCUGAACAGCUUUUUGGUCAGGUGGUUAAUGAUGACAUCAUCUGGCCUGAGGGAGAUGAUGCUCUGCCAGCUGACGCCCAAGAACUUAUCACCAGACUACUUCGCCAGAGUCCGCUGGAGCGUUUGGGAACGGGUGGAACUCCGGAGGUGAAGAUGCACAUAUUCUUCCUGGGCCUUGACUGGAAUGGUCUCCUGAGGCAAAAAGCCGAGUUCAUACCACAACUGGAGACUGACGAAGACACCAGUUAUUUUGACACCCGAUCCGAGCGAUACUCUCACCUAGGCUCUGAUGACGACGAUGAAACUAACGACGAUGAAUCCUCUCUUGAAUUGCGACAGUUUUCCUCUGUUGCCCAUCGCUUCAGCAAGGUGUACAGCAGCACAGAGCACUUGUCCACCUCUACACCGUCCAACCAGAGCUUGUCGUCUUCAGAGCGGAGCCAUAGCGAAGAGAAGGAUGAGCGGUGGGAGGGCAGAGGCGCCUUUUCCCCUGGUGACGGACAGAAGAACCUGGCUAGCGGAGACAGAGCAGACGGACUCAGAGGGAGUUUGCGUCCUCGUGCUUCUUCCGGUUCCUCCCAGUCAGAGCGCACUGCUAGGCCGUUGGUAUUAAACAGCACUCAGAGCCUUGACAUGAUGCCUCGCUUUGCCAUCUCUGCUGAGGAGGAGGAUGGUAUGGUCUCCAAUCUGCGGCGAAUUCGUCUCCGCAGCAACAGCACAGGCACCAGGCCGUCAUUCCGCAGAGGCGCGUCCAGACGCAUUGCCCACCAACUGGACACCCCAGAAAAACCGAGGCCGCCAGCUGGAAAAGUCCCCAAGUCUGCCUCAGUCUCUGGACUCUCACUCAUUAUUACCCCAGAUGACUCAGCGGUUCCUCCUUCCAGCCCCAAGUCCUCUCUAUCAUUCUCGUCCAACCCCUCAUCCAGAGACUCGUCCCCCAGUCGGGAUCUUUCCAUCAACAUCAGCUGCCUCAGGCCUCCAGUGGUCAUCCACAGCUCUGGGAAGAGGUUUGGCUUUGCUUUACGAGCGAUCAGAGUCUACAUGGGGGACAGCGAUGUCUACACAGUUCACCACAUGGUCUGGUGUGUGGAGGAGGGCAGCCCGGCGCACGAGGCCGGUUUGAGAGCUGGUGACCUCAUUACUCACGUCAAUGGGGAGUCUGUACAGGGUCUUGUCCACACUGAGGUGGUAGAGCUUCUGCUGAAGAGUGGCAACCAGGUGACCCUCCAGACCACUGCUUUAGAAAACACAUCUAUCAAAGUGGGCCCUGCUAGAAAGACGAGUUAUAAGGCAAAGAUGGCUCGACGCAGCAAGAAAAGCAAGAGGAGAGAUGGGCAGGACAGCCGACGGCGUAACAUCUUGAAGAAGCUGUCCAAACAUACGCCCCCUGCACCUAUGCAAAGCAGUCGUAGCUUCUCUUCCGGAUUCCACCAGUCAUCCAGCGACAGCCUCUCUGGCUCCCCCACUCAGUCUCUCUCCCCCGGCCCGUCCACUCCCUGCCACUCCCCUGCUCCUGACCACUCUGGAGAUUCAAGUUCCUCGCCCUGCUCCAGUUCCCCGAACUCACCAGUACCUCAGGCUCGUCCCAGCUCCCUUCAUGUCCUAGGCCGCUACACAAAGGCUGGUCGCUGCAAGUCGACUAGCAGUAUCCCACCGUCCCCGCUGGCCUGCAUCCCACCUCCCCAGCCUCUGUCUCCUCAGUGCUCCCCCUCCUGCCUUCCCAGCCACGCAAAGUCUUUACAGGGUUUUCACGGUAAAACACUGUCCCCUCCCACGAUCGCCCGCCAUUCCAUGCGUCCGCACAGUGCUGAGCCGCCGCGCUCGCCUCUCCUCAAGAGAGUCCAGUCAGCCGAGAAGCUGACUGGUGACAAAGCAACAGGCGGGUAUCAUUGUGAGAGGAAAGCCUACAGCGCCCGCCGCCAUACUAUGGAGGUGCCGCUGUCUGAGAGCGAAGACGUGGAGGAAGACACCGCGACCGGGUUCGUCUGCGUGGGCGAACAUGGCCGUCAGGGGCUGUACCUCGGGGGCCAAAGAGGCCACCAGGACAUUAGCGGAGGAGGCAACGAGCACCACCGCUCUGCUGCCUUGCCACAACAUCGCAGCAGUAACCACCACUCCUCCGAGGUGGUGGUGAUGAGGAAGCUGGCUCUGUCCGAGCGCCGGGACUCCUUCAAGAAGCAGGAGGCUGUGCAGGAAGUGAGCUUUGACAAUUUGGACGAGAGGGAGGCCACUCUUCCGGUCACUCGUCCCAAGACAUUCAAGGCGUCGUGGGUCAGCUCGGCUCAGUCGGACUCCAAGCUGAAGGUGGAAGGAAAAGCAACACAGGAUAUGGGAGUGCAGCAGAAAGCCAAGUUUAAAGAUAAAGAACGGUUUUAGAUUUCGUCGCCUCACAAAGGAUCUAAUUUAAUGACCAGUUUCUCCUGGGAAUGUCUGACUUGCCGCUGUGUACUACUCACAAACAUUUUGGGAUAUUGGACACUUGGGUGAAUUUUCAGGAUGACCCUAAAAUGCACUCGAAUUAACACAGUUGAUCAUAAUUUGACUGUCUCUAAAAUUUUGAAUGCACAUUUCCGGUGUUUCAGUACUUUUUGGAGAACUUGCGAUUUUCUAACACAGAGCUGAAUGGAACAGGUUGUGAGCCAACCAAUCCAUAUCGAAGGUGAGAUGCUUCCACUCCCUGUAUUUGCUUACACUCUGUAUUUCUGCCGACACUCAAAUGGGUGCAUCACUUCUGCAUUCGAUGUAAGGUGGCAUGUUAGCCUUCCGUCAGCAUGUGAACUCAUAGUGACAACAUGUGAAAACUGAGUUGAGGCUGACCAUAGCGGCACACCUGUCACCCUAAAUAUGAAU
Molecule: messenger RNA, 5100 nt
Organism: Hippocampus comes (tiger tail seahorse)
Lineage: Eukaryota; Metazoa; Chordata; Actinopteri; Syngnathiformes; Syngnathidae
Product: microtubule-associated serine/threonine-protein kinase 3-like
Exons: 27
Coding region: 433-4626 (1397 amino acids)
Biological process (GO): peptidyl-serine phosphorylation; intracellular signal transduction
Molecular function (GO): magnesium ion binding; protein serine/threonine kinase activity; ATP binding
Source: RefSeq, a predicted model, not a curated record